AUGAAGAUUGCUGAGUUGGUAACUGACUUGGCCAUGACCAAAAAUUGGAGCAGAGACUUGGAAUCAUCCACUGAAGACUUUUUUGGUUUAGGAUUUACCGACGAUGACUUCUGCCUUAUAGAAAAGCUGCCGUUUGCCUCCGUCUUUAUCUCUGUCAUCUACUUCACGAUUUUUUUCAUUGGCUUCUUUGGGAACCUGUUUGUGGUCCUGGUGAUGGUGCAGAAACGGGGCAACCAAAGGCUUGUGGACAACUUUGUCCUUAACCUGGCCAUUGCAGAUCUUGUCUUUGUAUGUACUUUGCCUUUCUGGGCUUUGACAGAAGCAUUUGAUUCCUGGUGGUUUGGUGAAGAGCUUUGCAAAUUUAGCAGCUAUGCCAUUUCUGUGAACCGUUGCUCAAGCAUCUUGUUCCUGAUGGGCAUGAGUGUGGAACGCUUCCUUGUGAUGAAUAAGCACUGGGAUUCCAGAUCUCUCGGGACCAAGAGAAAUACCAACAUUACCUGCGGUUGCAUCUGGGUGUUUUCCUUUCUAUUAGGAAUACCAUCUUUGCUCUACAGAAAGCUGAUCUCUGUGGGAGACAGGUUUGCAUGCCAGGAUGUAGACCCUUCUGUCAUCUAUACUUUCACAGUACUUUGUUUGACUUUCUUGCUACCCUUGGGUGUAAUCUUAUUCUGCUACUGCUCUAUCUUCUCCAUGCUCCAGAGUCAUGUCAACGUAGGAAGGAAAACAAACCAUGCUCUUAAAAUCAUCUUUGUCAUCAUUGGGGCAUUCAUCUGCUGUUGGUUACCUUUUAAUACCUUCACAGCUGUCAUCACUUACGGUAUGGUACAGAACAUUGACUUCCCUUGUGAGGCAGUGAAAGCUCUCAGGAGGGGAGUUAUUAUCAGUGCUUGUCUAGCUUUCACCAACAGCUGCAUUAAUCCUAUCAUCUAUGCCUUUAUGGACCAGCAAUUCCGACAGAAGAAUCAAGCCUUCUGUUUGGCAGCAAAAAGAGGUUCAUACCAGCCACAACUGUUCCAGUUAGCAGCGGGACUGAUUUAUAUGCCUCUAAAAGACAUAUAUAGUUGCUAUUGUUGAGACCAUACAGUAGAAUUGUUAAGCCAGGUUAGUUAUGGAAGAGAGACGAGGGAGAUGACUUAGAGGAUUGGUUUUCUUGAUAUGAAAAAAUGUUGUUUUGAAAAUUUCUGAUCAAACUUUGUGGUUUCUAAUACAAUGUCAAAUGAAUUUUUUAUGAUA
Messenger RNA from Notechis scutatus (mainland tiger snake), 1233 nucleotides. The record is from RefSeq and is a predicted model, not a curated record. NCBI's taxonomy places the organism in Eukaryota, Metazoa, Chordata, Lepidosauria, Squamata, Elapidae.